This is a messenger RNA of Heteronotia binoei (common prickly gecko), 957 nucleotides long. Its product is annotated as mas-related G-protein coupled receptor member H-like. Gene Ontology annotation, cellular component: membrane. NCBI's taxonomy places the organism in Eukaryota, Metazoa, Chordata, Lepidosauria, Squamata, Gekkonidae. Gene Ontology annotation, biological process: G protein-coupled receptor signaling pathway. The transcript has 2 exons. Gene Ontology annotation, molecular function: G protein-coupled receptor activity. The coding region runs from base 1 to 957 and encodes 318 amino acids. The record is from RefSeq and is a predicted model, not a curated record.
AUGAACAAUUCGAGCCUAAUAUUCUAUUCCGAUGAGGAUGUCGACUACCUACUGAAUAACUCAAUGGUUUUCCCCGAUCUGUUCGUCAACCUUUAUUUCAAUAUAAUUGUGAUCUUUAUUCUUUACAACCUCAUAUUUCUCAUCUGCAUUGUCGGGAUUGUGGGGAACGGGAUGGUCAUCUGGCUUCUCGGCUUCUGUAUGAAGAGGAAUCCCUUCACGACCUACGUGCUGAACUUGGCCGCUGCCGAUAUCGGGGUCCUGAUCGUCAGCUCUUUGGGAUAUAUCGUUGUGAUCAGAUUUCUUUUGGGCGGAGGCUCUUCUGCAUUGGGAUUUUACACCUAUGCUUGUGCAUGGGCACUAAUGUACCUCGCGGAUCAGCUUCUCUUGACUGUCAUCAGUGUUGACAGGUGUGUGGCUGUCCUCUUCCCACUUUGGCAUCGAUGCCACCGACCACCACGCCUGUCUGGAAUGGUUUGUGCCUCCGUAUGGGUCCUCUCCAUAAUGAUUAUUGGACUGGACUUCUUUCUUGCCUUUGAAAAUGAAUCUAAUCUGCUUCAACCUACUGUGAAUGUUGCCGUAUGUACCCCAAUCAUGGCUAUCUCCACAAUCAUCUUGUUUGUGAAAAUCUGCACGAAAACUCAGCAGCGGAAGCGAGGAAAGCUUUUACCCGUCAUCUCCCUGGCUCUUUUUUUGUUUCUUCUCUUUGGUUUCCCCGUGAAUUACUGUUAUAUCUUGCUUACUUUUUUUUCCAAACUGAACCUGAUUAUGCUUCUAAUAAUGGUUGCUUUCGUGUGUACCGUUCUAAACUGCAGCAUCAACCCCUUGAUCUAUUUCUUAGUGGGGAGAACAAAAAGGGGCCAAUCCUGGCAGUCCAUGAAAGCUGCCCUCCAGAGGAUCUUUAAAGAAGAGGAAAACUGCAGGGAGCAAGAGGGAUCCCAAUCUGAAACCCAGUUCUGA